Messenger RNA from Zychaea mexicana, 940 nucleotides. RefSeq lists its product as uncharacterized. NCBI's taxonomy places the organism in Eukaryota, Fungi, Mucoromycota, Mucoromycetes, Mucorales, Lichtheimiaceae. The record is from RefSeq and is a predicted model, not a curated record. The transcript has 5 exons. The coding region runs from base 95 to 787 and encodes 230 amino acids.
CUUUGGUCUUCACAUGUCUGGAACAGGAGCACGGGUUGACCACUUCUUUUUUCCUUUCGAAUUUCUUUAAGCUAUUCAUUACACAUAUACAUUCAUGGCAUCAUCAGAAGAUUACUUGACGCUUCCUCGGGAGUUCUUACCUCGCCCACGCCAUCAACCUACUGAAUCCGUCAAAUCGGGCCGUACGAUUGUAAUCGCAUAUGAUCAGACGCGCGCAAGCGAUGCUCUUCUAGACAAGACAAUUCGGACUGGGUUAUUGCAACCCGAUGAUGAUAUCCGUCUGGUACACAUUUUGCCUCAGCAGGACUUCUUCUCGUCACUGACACAGCAGACAUCAAAUGGCAAUUCCGUCAUGGCAAGCAUGCCAUCGUUCGACGCACAAACCACCAGCCAAGCCAAAGACCAAAAUGAAAAGAUUCAAAUAGAAGCCAAGGAAGACAUGUUGUUGGCAGUGGCGAAAGUUCUCCAGAAAAACUCGUUCCAACAUGUCAAAGUCGAGGUGGUACAAGGCGAUCCCAAACAAUCCCUGCAGGAUUACUGUCAAAGUGUGAAACCAACAUUUUUAAUGACCGGAUCGCGUGGUUUUGGAAAAUUUAAAAGUUCGAUUCUUGGCUCUGUGUCGGAUCAUCUCGCCAAGAAUUGUCCUUGUCCCGUUAUGAUUAUCAAGGUCACAGAAGAAGAAAUUGAGGCACGCACCGCUUUGGCUGAAACAAAGAAAUCUAUCUUUUCCAAUUGGUUAUGUGAGUGCAUCAUCUUAUUUAGUCCACUAACACCUCGUUUUACUUGAUAAGUAUGUAUUCUAAUCAAACAUACUACUGUAUUCUCCCAUUUUAUAGCCUCUAGGUAGUUUUUUUGAUAAUUAAUGGUAAUUAAUUGAAUUAGAAGAAGCGAUGGGGAGGGCGAAUGAAAAGAGUGUUUAUAGUGAGAAAAAAGGUAUAUA